Molecule: messenger RNA, 2193 nt
Organism: Pyrus x bretschneideri (Chinese white pear)
Lineage: Eukaryota; Viridiplantae; Streptophyta; Magnoliopsida; Rosales; Rosaceae
Product: rac-like GTP-binding protein RAC2
Exons: 7
Coding region: 304-939 (211 amino acids)
Biological process (GO): small GTPase-mediated signal transduction; cortical cytoskeleton organization; actin filament organization
Cellular component (GO): cytoskeleton; cell cortex; cell projection
Molecular function (GO): protein kinase binding; GTPase activity; GTP binding
Source: RefSeq, a predicted model, not a curated record
CUUUCCUUUCCUUUGCCUCUCUUUGCCUCUAUGACAGCUCAAAUUAAAGUGAUCUCAAUAAUCAAACCAUCUUUCCCUUCCUCUCAAAAAGCUCUAAGAAAACUUUUGUUGCAAGUCUCUCUCUCUCUCUCUCUCUCUCUCUCUCUCUCUCUCUAACAACCUUCAUAAUGAGAUAGAAACACUGAGGCUUCUCUAAAUUGUAUUCUUGAUUUUCUUCAAGAAAAACAUUUGAGAGUGAUAUAGAGAUAGGGUUUUAAUCAUUUUGUCACCUCAAUUUAAGCACACGUGUAGCUAGCCAGGCAUAUGGCUAAUGCUAGAACAACAGCAGCAGGUGCAGCAGCUCCAGCAGCAUCAACAUCAAAGUUCAUCAAAUGUGUGACAGUUGGAGAUGGUGCUGUUGGAAAGACAUGCCUUCUCAUCUCCUACACUAGCAACACUUUCCCUACCGAUUAUGUUCCAACUGUUUUUGACAACUUCAGUGCCAACGUUUUGGUUGAUGGGCAGACUGUAAAUUUGGGUCUCUGGGAUACUGCUGGUCAAGAAGAUUACAACAGAUUGAGGCCUCUUAGUUACAGAGGAGCUGAUGUGUUCCUUCUUGCCUUUUCCCUCAUAAGUAGGCCUAGCUAUGAGAACAUAUCAAAGAAAUGGAUCCCUGAGCUAAGACAUUAUGCCCCAUCAGUGCCUAUCAUUCUUGUAGGGACAAAACUAGAUCUGAGGGAAGACAAACAAUUCCUAAUGGAUUACCCCGGGGCAGGUACCAUCUCUACACAACAGGGUGAAGAUUUGAAGAAGCAAAUAGGUGCUGUGUCGUAUAUAGAGUGCAGCUCAAAGAAACAGCAUAAUGUGAAGACUGUUUUUGAUGCAGCUAUCAAGUUGGCUCUCUAUCCUCCAAAGUCCGAGAAGCAAAAGAGGAAAUUGAGCAUCUGCAGCGUUCUUUAACCUCUCUCUCUCAUUGAGAGCUUAUUAUACACUUUGUUCAUUCUUUCUAUCCCUCAUUCUCUUUCUGGGUGCUUCCAUCUCUUUUCAGAGAGAAAGUGUGCAAUAUUAUUGUGUUGUUUACUUAAUUGUAAGGUUAUUGUUUACUCUUUUCUGAGAGAAAAAGUGUGCAAUAUUUGUUGUGUUGUUUACUUAAGUGUGUGCAAUAUGUGAUCAAAUUAUGUAUAUUAGAUGCGUCAGUAUUAAUUUUUAGAUGGCCUGCAUGGAGUGGUUCUCACUUACAGAUCUCCCAGCCUCUUACACUAGCAGAUUCCCUGUGAGAAGAAAACUUACGUAGUUCUGCCACCAGCUAACGGCUCGAGAGAUGGAGAUACUGGUCGCACCAUCUCAGCAUUCCAUACGACGUCAUCCUGGAGCCCCAAACUGGCCACCAAACCACCAGCAGAGUUUGAAAUUUGCCCAACUUAGCUUUGAGGCCAAGCGAAGUGCCCAUCUGCCAUCGAGUUCAAUUGCACUCCUAUGUCAGGGUACCCCAGUGGUGUCGAAAUCCAUCCACAAAUAGCAUAGGGACAAUCCUUUAUAAGGUGAAGGGCUGUUUAUCCUUGAAAACCAGAGUACCUAAAAGCGAUCCAUCCCAACAUGUCUUCUCACCAAAUUUUCCCUACUAGGAAUGAUAUCUCAACAGAUCCUCCAUGCGCACAUCUUCACCCUUGCUUCCCAUAGAUUUUUUCCACAGAACUUCACAAGGGUUUGGAUUGAUGGAAGAAGAAGCUACAUCAUGAGCCUCUCCUAUCCAACUAAGAGCAACAUAAUAAGCACUCCUAACAGUGAAAAGUCCCUUCAAGUUGAAAUGCCAGAUCAAUCUAUCCUUUGGCUUACUAAUGCUCAGAGGCAGGGAGCAAAGAAGAGGCAAAUUCCACUGUGGGGGAGCACCAAUGAUUAAUUCCUCCCUUUUUUAUGUUAAGCAUAUCCAAGAAAAACACACUCCAAAGCACAUGGAUCCAGUUUACUCGGUUGCUCUUAGGAACAUGAACAAACACCACACAUCCAAACACACAUGGUGCAGAUUUGGAGGUGGAAGGUAGCUUGCAAUGAUGAGUGACAGUUUGGAGUGGUGUUUGAAACUGUAGAACACCGGAGGGAACGAGGUUGAUAAGAUAUGCAGCGGAGCAGACAGUCUCCCCAAAAAAAGAUCGAGGCAUGUGAGCUCCAAAAUGACAGGCACAAACAACUUUCAGUAAGUGUUGGUUCUUUCUA